UUAGCGUAAUCUCGCCCUUCUUCGCAGAGGAUUGUGGGUGGAAACUGGAGAAUCAAGAUGGCAGCGCCCUGCUCGAGGAUGGCGAGUCGUCCUUUAUGGCAAUUUAUUACAAAUGUCAGACGAACGGGGCUAAAACAUACAGGAGUUCGUCAAAUUUUCUCAGUUAUGGUUGUCGAGCUGCAACUCAGACCAGAAGUAAAAACGGGAAAGCGUCGCGUCUCCAUGGAAGCUGUACGGGGCGGUGUGUCUCUCAGAGGCUGCCUGUCAUAUCACAGGAGCGGAACCGGAUCGAAGACCAAUUCGCUGAG
Messenger RNA from Salvelinus sp. IW2-2015, 308 nucleotides. The record is from RefSeq and is a predicted model, not a curated record. Lineage: Eukaryota; Metazoa; Chordata; Actinopteri; Salmoniformes; Salmonidae.